Molecule: messenger RNA, 990 nt
Organism: Acipenser ruthenus (sterlet)
Lineage: Eukaryota; Metazoa; Chordata; Actinopteri; Acipenseriformes; Acipenseridae
Product: cholesterol 25-hydroxylase-like protein 2
Exons: 1
Coding region: 41-853 (270 amino acids)
Biological process (GO): cholesterol metabolic process; sterol biosynthetic process
Molecular function (GO): steroid hydroxylase activity; C-4 methylsterol oxidase activity; iron ion binding
Source: RefSeq, a predicted model, not a curated record
AUCAAGCAGUGCUUUGGCAUGUUACCAUCAGCUCAUUCAGAUGGCCAACAUCACUCUCUGCACUCUGGAAGAGCCUUUACUGCAGCCGUUUUGGGACUACCUGCACACCAAUUACCAGGACACCUUGAGAUCUCCUCUCUUCCCUGUCAUCAUCUCUGUGUCCACCUACUUCAUCCUGGUGGCUCUCUAUACAGUUCUGGAUUUCUUAGCUCAGAAGUGGCAUUGCAUUAACAAGUACAGGAUCCACCCAGAGAAGCCAGUAACCUGGAAGAAGAUCUGGAGAACCCUGGGCCUCACCACCUACAACCACCUGGUCUUCAUCUUCCCUGCCUCAGUGUGUCAGUGGUACUGGAGGCCACCAACACCUCUGCCUAAAGAAGCACCGAGCCUGUCACAAUUUAUGUUUGGCAUCCUGGCGUGCACCAUCUUGUUUGAUUUCCAGUACUACCUGUGGCAUAUUCUGCACCACAAAAUAAAGUGGCUCUACAGCAACUUCCAUGCCAUCCACCAUGAGUUCAGUGAGCCCUUUAGCCUUACCACGCAGUACCAAUCUGCCUGGGAGCUGAUCUCCGUGGGCUUCUGGGUCACGGCCAAUCCGAUCCUCCUUCACUGUCAUUGCCUGACUGCAUGGGUGUUUAUGAUGUUAAGUAUCUGGAUCUCCACGGAAGAUCACUGUGGCUAUGACUUCCCUUGGUCCCUGCAUAACCUCGUCCCAUUCGGCCUGUGGGGAGGCGCUCUCAAACACGAUUUGCACCAUCAGAAGCCCACCACUAACUUUGCACCUUUCUUUUCACACUGGGACUGGCUUGGUGGGACCAGUUCAGAUGCUUUUACUGCUAAAUCAAAAAAGUGAGAAUGAAUCCCAUUCGCCCUUUAGAUUUUAAAUUUGCUAAUGAUUAUGUAAUUUCUAAACAUGGUUUUGUAUUUAACACGGUGUUGUAUUUAACAUGCUUUACUUUACAUUACUUCUCCGUACUACCAUGCUUGCAG